Solanum stenotomum is the source of this 2005-nucleotide messenger RNA. RefSeq names its product F-box/LRR-repeat protein At5g02910-like. Bases 301 to 1881 code for a protein of 526 amino acids. The transcript has 4 exons. Gene Ontology annotation, molecular function: protein binding. Lineage: Eukaryota; Viridiplantae; Streptophyta; Magnoliopsida; Solanales; Solanaceae. The record is from RefSeq and is a predicted model, not a curated record.
UUUUUUAAAAAAAGAAUCAAAAUUUUCUAGCUUUUAGAAAAAACGGCUGCUUCUAGAGCACCUUGUUUUUUUCAAAGAAAAUGGCAGGCUCUUAAUAAGAGGGUGCAUUUGGCGGCAACAAAAUGAACCAAUUUGGGGAGGUCUCAAUUCUCAUCACAAAUUAAUUUUGGGUUCUAGGGUUUCAAAUUCGAUCAUUCACCAUUGUCGACGAAACACGAUGGGCUAACUUCUGUUGAGAAGCGAUUUAUUUGUUCUUCCUGGUACAGUAGUUGUUUAGCAUAUAGGUCUCUCAUUCUUGCAAUGAACUUGGAAAGGAAAUGUAGUGUGACAACCAUGGGCGAUCAAAACCAAUCCCCUGGCAGUUCUGGUGGUGAUGGACAUUCUAAAGGCCAGAUUCUUGAAAACCUACCUCAGGAAAAACUGAAUAUUGAGACAGAAUGUGAAGAAACUGGCAUUGAUUGGAUCAGCGAGCUACCUGACGCUCUUAUUGUACAAAUUCUUUCUCAAAUGCCCAUACAAGAUGCCUUCAAAACAUCUAUUCUCUCUAAACGUUGGCAAUACCCCUGGACUUCUAUAGACAACCUUAUUUUUGACAACAGGAAUACCAAUUGGUCCGAUAGAGAGAAUGUGAUUAAUAAGUUCAUUUCCUUCACAGACAAUGUACUACCUCUCCUUUGCUGCACUAAAAUUAAAAAGUUCUGUCUAUAUUUCCGAUUUUGCCUUGUUGCUUCUUAUAGUUCCAAAAUUGACAAGUGGCUUGAAAUUGCUUUAAAGAAAAAAGUGGAGGAUCUUGACCUGGAAAUAUGGUAUUAUGAUCAAAACCCCUAUGUCUUGCCACAAGUUCUCUGCAACAACUCAUCCAUUGUAAAAUUUAAUUGCGAGUUUUGCAGCAUACCAGAAGAAUGUGUACUAAAUUGGACAUCCCUGAAGAGUUUGACACUAACCUAUUUGUUUCUUCGGGACGAACAUGUUGAACAAAUAGUAACAAAUUGUCCUCAGUUGGAAUCGUUGAAGCUAUGUGAGUUUUGUGGUUUUCAUCGCUUACAUAUAACUUCUCCAAAAUGUAGAAGUCUGCAAUUGAUUGAUCAUGCCCAUCCUGAUGGAGAUUGGGGUCCAUUUGGAGGUGAUUGUUCCUUCGAAAUAGUUGCCCCAUAUAUUCAACAUUUAAAGAUUUCGGGGCAUUUUGAUAACGUGGAAAUUAGACUUGGGGACCUUUCAUCUUUAGUCCACGCUGAUCUUACUUUCUCUGUUGAUGUUGUAUUUGACAAAACCGUGGAACUUCUCUUGGCAAGUGUACGUUGUGCUAAUGAGCUAAUGAUCCCAUGCUGGUUUAUCGAGAUGAUUUAUGUGUCGGUGUUAGAAAAGAAGAAAGAUGUUCCAUUGCUGAUGCUGAAGUGCAAACAGUUGACGAUAAAUUCUUGGAUUUCAAGAAAUGCCAUUCUCGGCAUAGGUGUUCUCUUAAAGUCAACUCCUUAUCUGGAGAAUUUGAUGAUACUUCAUGAAGAGGGAGAUUUCUUUGUCUGGGAUGAAGACUUGGAAGACGAAGAGUUUGAUUGGUCAGGAGACACUUCCCUCUCCUUGCAUGAAAACAUAUUCAAAGGCUCCUUACAGAAUUUGAAGCAUGUUGAGGUUACUUCAAACUGUUGUAGUUGUCAACACAAAGCUGACGCAACAGAGCGCCUUUCAGAAUUUUUGAAGUCUUUGCUUGAGCAUGCAAAAAAUCUUGAGAAACUGGUUAUAGCGCCAUGGCACAAUGGAUGCGAUAUCUCUUCAGCCAAUAUCUCAAAAGUGAUUAAGAACUUGCUAGCUUUUCCAGGAGCUUCUAAUAUUGCAGUUGUUUCCUUAGGAUCGGUCUCCGGUGUUGACUUUUCAGGGGAGUAGAAACUUUUAUACUGACCUUGUUUGUUCUAAUAUUUUGUUCAACUACUUUUGGAACUCUUAUAUUUUUGUAUGUCAGUGUAAAAAAAUGUUGACCAUCAAGUUACUGUGUAACUGAAAGAGGAGA